This is a messenger RNA of Elgaria multicarinata webbii, 1733 nucleotides long. Its product is annotated as SPARC-related modular calcium-binding protein 1-like. NCBI's taxonomy places the organism in Eukaryota, Metazoa, Chordata, Lepidosauria, Squamata, Anguidae. The record is from RefSeq and is a predicted model, not a curated record. Gene Ontology annotation, molecular function: heparin binding; calcium ion binding; protein binding. The transcript is spliced from 12 exons. Gene Ontology annotation, biological process: extracellular matrix organization. Gene Ontology annotation, cellular component: basement membrane. The coding region runs from base 16 to 1239 and encodes 407 amino acids.
GUCACAGCCCUUGAAAUGUCAAAGUUCAUUAUCUCGGAGAGCGACCAGGGAGACUUGCCAUGCCCGCUGGAGUGCCCGCAGGAGCGUGGCCGCCCCGUCUGCGCCUCCGACGGGAGGCUCUAUAAAUCCCCAUGUACCUUCCGGAGAGCGCGUUGUCGUGAUCCGUCCCUCGAAGCCGUGCCUCGCUACCGAUGUGGUGGGGCCGCCCACCGAGAACCCAACAAUACCAACCUCACCCGCUGUCUGGAGGACCGAGCCGCUGCACUCUCGCAGUCCCGGCGCCAGGCGCAUGCAUCGUACGUCCCAGAAUGUCGUGAAGACGGCACCUUCCUGCAGGUUCAGUGCCAUAAACAGACUGGAUACUGCUGGUGCUCCACACCCGAAGGAAAGCCCAUCAGCGGAACCUCAGUACUCAACGAAACACCCAAUUGUACAGGUUCCUAUACGGUGCGAACUUCAUGGCAGGAUCCUAACUCCUCUCGGAGAGAAGAAGGCGCCAGGCCCCGGCCCACCCAGUCAAGCCCCCUGCCCCACAAGCAGGAAGAAGGGACCUCUUUGCCGUUCCUGAUCCCCAUAAUCAUCCCAGAUUUCAACCCUAACCACACGGUGAAGCCGGCUCAAGAGUAUCCCCCGUCCUGUGAACAGGAGCGGCGCGAUGCCAUCGACGAGGCCCGUCAGCAUCAGCAAGAGGGCACCUUCAUCCCGGAAUGUGAGGGGGACGGCACCUACAAGGCCGUGCAGUGCCACCAGGCCACCGGGUACUGCUGGUGUGUGCGGGUGGACACCGGGCGGCCCGUCCCGGGCACUUCCAAGCGGAAUUUCCCCCCAGACUGUGAGGCUGAUGCAGCAGCCAAGAGCGCAGAACUAAGCUCCCUUUUCCGGGAUCGGGCCCUGCCAGGUUGUCCGGGCACGAAGAAGGCAGAAUUUCUCUCCAAUUUGAUCAAAGCCUUAGCUUCUGACAUGUUGCAGUCAAGGAUGAUGCCCGCCCCAUUCCGGAGGUUUCCCGACAGUUUUGUGAGCCCCGGCCUGGAGGAGCGGGCGGUGCGCUGGCAGUUUGUGCGCCUGGACAAAGACUUCAGCAACAGCAUCAGCGAACGGGAGCUGCGUCCCCUGAAACUCUACAUGAAGAAGAACACCCGUCCCAAACGCUGCGUCCGCAAGUUCCUGGACUACUGCGACCUCAAUGAAAACAAGCUCAUUUCCCUUCAGGAGCUCAAAGGCUGCCUGGGGCUGAGUUAACCCCAUGACUUCUCCCGAAAAAGAAUGGGGCUUUCUCCCCUCCAGACCCCCGUGGGCUGGGCUGGGGCGCUCUGUUCUUUUGAGCACUGCAUUCCCGCCUCUGAUUGCAGACUCUUUGCACUUUAAAGAGACGGACUGGACUUUCUGCCAAGAAGGUUAAGGAUGGUUUGGAAAAUGGCAAAAAAUGUGGAAGGGCUGCCAGUCCACCUUCAGUUUUUUCCUCUCUCUCUCUCUCUCUCUUUUUUUUUUUUUUUUUGCUUUAAACAUGUAGAUAAUGAAAGCCUGCAAUAACCUUUAGAGAUGGUUUUUAAAAACAAAAAAUAUUUUAAUCUUUGCUUUAUUUUUACAAUGUAAUUUUAAAGGGGAAAAUAUGAAUGUAAGGGACUUCUUUGUUAGAGGGUUUUUAAAAAGAAGUGGUAUUAACUUUUUAAGUGGCUGUCUCUGCAUAAAAAUAAGUUGGAUUUUAAAACAAAUUGUAGUCUGUUUAUUUGAAU